AUGGUAUUAAGGUUUAAAGAGUACUGGACCAGUUCGGUAGACGAGAGCUAUGUUACAACCGACUUCUAUAUCGACAUCGGAAAGGAGACUUGCCCGCAGCAGCUUUCGAAAGUCAUACCUCAGGAUCCCAUGGCAGCUGAAGGAAAUAAUAAUAAAGAAGAUAUGCAAGCCGAAACGCUACUAUAUAAGCGAUGUUGCCUAGAGUCAUAUUCUUCUCAAAUUAGCAAUUCAUCCGCCGAUGAAGGAUCCCAGAAGCAGGUGUUUUAUCUAUUUACUAUGCUUGGUGAUAGUAGGAGCUUAAUGAUUAAGAUCGGUAAUCGCUUAAAAUGCCGCUCUACUGGUCUUCUCUACUCUCAGUUCUACCCUAGUAUUAAGGAAGUCUUUGCAGUAGGAAAUAUAUAUCCAUUUGCAAACACAGCUAUUAAAACCCUUACUUUAGAUAAGAAAUUAAGGAAAACAUGGGAACUUGUCGGAGGUGGCCUUAGCUAUUAA
Trichoderma harzianum CBS 226.95 is the source of this 492-nucleotide messenger RNA. RefSeq lists its product as hypothetical. The coding region runs from base 1 to 492 and encodes 163 amino acids. The record is from RefSeq and is a predicted model, not a curated record. The transcript has a single exon. NCBI's taxonomy places the organism in Eukaryota, Fungi, Ascomycota, Sordariomycetes, Hypocreales, Hypocreaceae.